GUUUUGUGUUAUUAUCUCACCAACACUACACACCAGUGUCUAAUGUAGGCACUUUGUUAACGUUUGCAGAGACGAAAGAGGCAUCGGUUGAAUUAUAUGAUAUGUAAAGCACACUAAAGAGACCGAAUCCUAAUCCGAAUUAAUGGUGACACCAUGAAGAUGGAAGCUGCCAAGAAGAAGUCUGUCCAAACGAACCCAAAGACAGAGGAGACGCCACACGAAGUGGUCGUAGUUCAGACUGAGUAUAAAUCAGAAGAAGAUGCUCAUGAGAUUUACACUAACGGAGAAUGUCUUAACAUACAAAUUAAGGAGGAACCAAAUUCACAGGAGAUCAGCGAGGAGCUUCAUUUAAACGCACUAAGCUCUACAAACACUAACAAUAAUACUGUGGCAUCCCGGACGGAUGCUCCAGACCGACAGGGCUUCAUAAAGGACGAGCUUGAGCAGCCAGAAUAUAAAUUCAACGAAGCAGCGGUCAAGGACGAGUCGGAGAUGUGGUUAAAAGAGGAGGAAGAUGGUGGAGAGGAUGAAGACAACAUCCAGGAGGGUUAUGAAGAGAAUGAGCAGGUCUGCACAGAGUCAUCAUCCGAGUUUUUUCCUUGUCCUCACUGCUCCGUCUCCUUUACUGACCUUGAGUUCCUAGAGAAACAUGUCAAAUGGGUCCAUCAGAAACAAUACCUCGCCAGUCUGAAAAAAUGCCUCUCAAGCAGCUCCAUGAACCUAAUCCCCAAACACACCUGCAACAUUUGCAGCAGCACCUUCACUUCUAAAGUAAGCCUGAGGCUCCAUGUCCGUGAAGCCCACCCUUCAGCCCCUCCCCGCAGGCUUUACCCCUGUCCAACCUGUGCACGUAGUUUCCAGUACCUAAAGAACCUCAAGAAUCACUGUCAGCGAUGGCACAACAUGUCUGUGGUAACCCGUGGAGGGUAUCUCAGCUGUGCUGAUUGUGGAAAGAGUUUUAAGGCUACCUGGGGUCAAGGGCCUCAUUUGUGUAAUGAACCUGAUACCACAGAACCUGAGGAUAAGCCCAUCUGUCUGGAUAUUGGUAUACCGUGCCCAGAAUGUGGAAAGAUUCUGCGCACACCUCAAAGCCUGGAGGAUCACAUGCGAACCCACACAGGAGACCGUCCAUUUGUCUGCAAGGAUUGUGGUCGGAGGUUUGUAGAGCGCAGCGGUUGGCGGCAGCACAUGAAAAUUCACACAGGGGAGAAGCCCUACAAAUGUCAGGUCUGUGGGAAAGCCUUUCUCCGAUCACACCAUCUCAACUGCCACUUGACAACACACUCUGCCAAGAAGGAAUAUUCCUGCUCCAUUUGUGGGAAGGAGUUUGGACUUAAGGCAAGUCUGAAGCUUCACCUGAGGACACAUUCCAGUGAAAAACCUUUUCACUGCAAUGUGUGCGGGAAGAACUUCAACACCAGGAAAAACUUGAGGGUUCAUAGCAAACUCCACAACAGCGAGAAAGCUCACCAGUGUGGGGACUGUGGACUAAAGAUCGGAGAUCUGGGGGCUUUGAAAAUACACCUGCGGACGCACACAGGAGAAAGACCCUACCACUGCACAGUGUGUGGCAACAGGUUCAUUCGCCUUUCACAUUUACGAAACCACCAACGCACCCACACAGGUGAGAGACCCUACAAAUGUGAUGAAUGUGACAAGAGUUUCACUCAGUCUGGUGACCUGGUGAAGCAUAAGAGGAUACACUCCGGAGAAAAGCCCUUUGAAUGUCCAGACUGCCAUCGCUGCUACACCUCCUCUGGUGACCUGGGCAAGCACCGGAGGAGUCACACUAACCUGCGUCCCUACACAUGCUCAGAAUGUGAAAAAAGCUUUCGCUUAUCGGGCCAUUUGAAAACUCACAUGUUAACACACACAGGGGAGAAGCCAUUUUCCUGUCCUAAUUGCCUCCGCAGGUUUGCUCGCUCUCACCAUCUCUCUGGGCAUGUGGCUAAAUGUCGUUAAGCUUUCCAAAGAGGACUGUAAAUAAGCUUGCCUGGUAGUGCUCAUUAAAAACUGUCUACAGUCUACUACUAGAUUUCUUCAAUGAAUGUGUUUAAUCUAAAACUAAUAUCUGUGUUAAACUAUUUAAAAACUUUCUUGUCCCAUAUGCCAUUUUAACUUAUUCUAAAAAGUAACUGAACACAUGGUCACGUUUGUUAUUGCACAGAGCUUGUUUAUAACCUUAUUUGACAAAUCUUUCCAAUAGAUCUACUAGUUCUGCAAGACACUAUUGUAUCUGAAGUUUGAUGGUGUGGCUUUAGUCGGGGUUCACUGGAACAUGCAGAAUAUGAACUGAUUUGUAUCUCCAGAGAUUACAGCUGUAUUAUUUGUAAAAAUAAAAUAAACUACAUCAUGAAUGCGCAAA
Molecule: messenger RNA, 2365 nt
Organism: Cheilinus undulatus (humphead wrasse)
Lineage: Eukaryota; Metazoa; Chordata; Actinopteri; Labriformes; Labridae
Product: oocyte zinc finger protein XlCOF6
Exons: 3
Coding region: 154-1962 (602 amino acids)
Source: RefSeq, a predicted model, not a curated record